GCUCGGGCUCGCGCACUCUGAAGUGAAGUUUCAUUGAGGAGAAGCGGGACUUCCUUAUCACUGUUUUUAUUUCCGAAUAAAAGGCGUCAAGGGAGGUUUUUCAGAAGCAGGAUUAAAUAUUGAAAGCCAUUUUGAGAAGAUUUAAUAAUUUAAAGGAGUGAAAUGAGUGUUUCAAUAAAUGGAAAAUAACGGAAUUUGAUUGAAAGAAAUCCGUUAAAGAAGUGGGCGGAGCUUCUGCACGUGAAGGGCUCAUGGAGGGAAUCUGCUUCGAGGUGAAACCCAGAGGCGACCCCGCCUGCUCCUCCAGGCCGCUCCAGGAUGGAUCAGGUGAUGAAGACGAGGAGGAGGAGGAGGAGAUUCAGUACAGACUGAAGCUGGUCGGCUCGUUAGCAGUCCACCCCCAGACCUCCAUGGCCAUGCUGCCGUGGGUGGUGGCUGAGAUCCGCAGGCCUCGGCUUAAGGAAAGGAGCUUCAGCACCAACGUCUCCAGAGCUCAAGCUGUAGAGAUGCGUGACUGCCCAGUGGUCCUGCAGAUCUCGGGUUCCAGGGUGCGGUGUGUCCUGGGCGUGGUGCGUGUGGGGGAGCAGUGGGACCCUCUGCAGCACACCGUCCUCUUUCAGCAGCUUCCACAUCGGGUCACCAAACUCAUCCACAACAGCCGAGAGCCCAGCUACUUCGGCUGUCUGCUUCGGGAUGGAGCCAGCGCUACCUGCUACGUCUUCCGCUGUCAAGAUGAAGACAGGGUCCCGGAGAUCAUCAGCACCCUGAGGCAGGCCAGUAAAAGCUCCGCCCGUCAGGAGGACACGCCCACCGCCGCCGCCCAGCCCGCCGACUCUCAGCCGGACAGUCGCCAGGACAACCUCGACUCCGUGACCGCCUUCUCCAAAAAGUUCGAGGUGCUGUUCUGCGGCCGGGCCGUGGUGGCCAAGAAGAACGCUCCGCCCGCACUGAUAGACCAGUGCAUCGAGAAGUUCAGCCGAGCCAACGCCUCCAACUCGCUGACCACUGGGGUCAGGAGAGCCUUCUCCCUCACACAGUUGAUAAACGGAGCGAACGAGGGAGCGGAUGGAGGAGGGAAGAGGACACUAUUUUUCCGGAAAGAUCCCAGCUUCCCGUCUCUGCAGGCGCUGGAUGAGAACGGUCUCUCACCCGAGCUGCACCGCCGAUCGGCCAACGGAGCCGCAGGAGUUCAGCCAACCAGCCUGCAGGAGAACAGGACCAUGUUAUUUAUGAUCGGCCACUCCCAGAUCUUCCUAGUGAGUCCUGACAGUAAGAAAGUGGCCAUCGAGAAGAGCUUCAGGGAAAUCUCCUUCUGCUCACAGGGGAUCAGACAUGUGGAUCAUUUCGGGUUUAUCUGCAGAGAGUCGGACGAGGGCGGGAGCUGCCUGUUUGUGUGCUACGUGUUCCAGUGUACAGAUGAAGCUCUGGUGGAUGAGAUCAUGCUGACUCUGAAACAGGCGUUCUCCGUGGCCGCCCAGCAGAAGAGCACUAGGACCCAAAGCCUGCAGUGUGACUCCUGCCCCAUGCAGCAGCUGCACCGGCUCUGUGACCACCUCGAGGGUCUCACUGCGUCCAAGGCUAAGCUGGAGUUGCAGCAGCAUGUGGCUUUUCUGGACAAUCAGGAGCAGGCGUGUGUGUUUGAGACCACCCUGAAAGCCAGACCGAAAUCGGACCAGGAGGAGAACGAACUGGUGGUGUCAUGUUUAAGGCGACUCUAUGAAGAGAGACAGAAGACACACACGCACACACACAUUGCACAAACAAAACAGGAAGCUCCAGCGGUGUGUGAGGAGAUAUCUCCUAGUCUCGAAGGCAGCAUGAGCAGCAGCCGACUGCGUCUGGAGCAGCUGAAGAGUCGAGCCAAAAGAUCGCUUACGGAGUCAUUGGAAGGAAUAUGGAAGAGCAACAGUAGGUCCAGGUUACAGCAAGAGAGCAGUGAGAGCACCUCCUCAAACUCCACCAUCAGCAGCACACAUCAGGAUGUCAUCUCGGUGGAGCCGCCGUCUCCGCCCCUGCUCCUACUGCCGUCCAGCCCACUCCGCUCCCACAAUUCCACAGGUGACCUGAAGUGCCUGGAGACCUCCGACACGGAUCAGGAAGGUCAUGACCCCCAGGCCCAGAGCUUCCGGAGGCGAGCGAGUACCAUCAGUCACUCUCCGUCCAUGUGCUCCAGCAGCCUGAGCGUCCAGAGCGAGCAGGCCACGUCCGGCAGCAAGCCCAAACUCGUCCGCCAUUACUCCGUCAGCACCGACUCGCCUCACCAGAGCAAGUCGGCUCCCUCCGACGCUGCUUCCUCUUCCUCUUCUUCCUCUUCCUCACACCUCACCUUCUCUUCCUCUCCUACCUACGCGAGACUGGUGAAGCCGAGAGCCUUCGAGCAGCUCACGAAACCCCUCAAGAGUGGACUGAGGGCCAGACUGUCUUCAUCUUCCUCUGUUCCAAACUUCUUAAAGUUUCUGGCUCCUGUAGAGGAGCACGAUGACUCUCCUAAACACAGAGACGUAGCGGCCCUGUCCAGCCUGGGAGUCGCGUGUGUGUUGGGACCAGACAGUCCACUCCGUCACCGCAGACACUCCUGGAGACAGCAGAUCUUCCUCAGAGUGGCUACACCACAGAAAGGCUCUGAUACACCGGAAAGAGGAGAGACGUCCCUAGAGGUCGGGGGCAGACUGGCGGUGGGAGGCGGAGCCGGGGGCGGGGACAGCACGCUGGGCCCGGUGCCUGAGGAGAGGAGGAGAAGGUCUCAGGAGGAGCUGCGAGCGUUAUGGAAAAAAGCCAUCCUGCAGCAGAUCCUCCUCCUGAGAAUGGAGCGAGAGAACCAGAAACUACAGGCCUCUGAGAGUGACCUCCAGAGCAGACGGCUGAAGCUGGACUACGAGGAAAUCACACCCUGCCUUAAAGACGUCACUCUCGUCUGGGAGAAAAUGCUCAGCACCUCUGGGAGGUCAAAGGUCAAGUUUGACACAGAGAAGAUCCACACAGCCGUUGGGCAGGGCGUGCCCCGGCAGCACAGGGGUGAAAUCUGGAAGUUUCUAUCAGAGCAGUAUUUACUCAGACAGCAGGUCCCCAGCUCCAAACCUCCCAAUAACGACGUGCCUUAUAAAGAGCUACUGAAACAACUCACCUCUCAACAACACGCCAUUCUCAUAGAUCUGGGUCGUACAUUCCCCACACACCCCUAUUUCAGCGCUCAGCUGGGUGCGGGUCAGCUGUCGCUCUAUAACCUGCUGAAGGCCUACUCUCUGCUGGACCCGGAGGUGGGCUACUGCCAGGGCCUGAGCUUCGUGGCUGGAGUGCUGCUGCUGCACAUGAGUGAGGAGGAAGCCUUCAACAUGCUCAAGUUCCUCAUGUAUGAUAUGGGGCUGCGCAAACAGUACAGACCUGACAUGAUCAUCCUGCAGAUCCAGAUGUAUCAGUUAUCCCGGCUGCUUCACGACUAUCACAGAGAGCUGUACGGUCACCUGGAGCAGCACGAGAUCGGGCCGAGUCUGUACGCCGCGCCGUGGUUCCUCACUGCUUUCGCCUCGCACUUCCCUCUGGGUUUUGUGGCCAGAGUCUUUGACAUGCUGUUCCUGCAAGGGUCAGAGGUCAUCUUCAAGGUAGCGCUAAGCCUUCUGGGAAGCCACAAGCCCCUGAUUCUCCAACAUGACAAUCUGGAGUCCAUCGUGGACUUCAUUAAGAGCACGCUGCCCAACCUGGGCCUGGUGCAGAUGGAGAAAACCAUCAAGCAGGUGUUCGAGAUGGACAUCAGUAAGCAGCUGCAGGCGUACGAGGUGGAGUACCACGUGCUCCAGGACGAGCUCCUCGACGGCCCAUCCACUCUCAGCCAAUCACAGCGCGCCGCUCAGCUGGAGAAGACCAACGGCAGCCUGCGGCAGCAGAACCUGGACCUCCUGGAGGAAGUGCAGGUGGCCCAUGCGAGGAUCCAUUUCCUGGAGUCCCGUGUGGAGGGUUUGGUGAAGAGCGAGGCGGAGCUGCGUGUGGAGCUCACGUCCCUGCAGGAGGAGCACUCUGAGCUGCAGCACACCGUCACCCGGCUCCAGGCUCUGCUCUCCAGCCACGGCAUCCAGUACACCUCGGCUCCAUCCUAAUACACUCCCUCUUCCACUCGCGCACUCCUUUAUUUCCUCAGUGGGAGAAACGAUGUGACCUCAGGGCCGAGGGGGGGGGCGGAGUCUUGUUUUCCCGAUACUUUGCCGUAAGGUUUAACUGGACUUUAUUCAGCGUGAGAGAGAGGAUGUGGACUCUGAGCGCGUCCACCUUAAACACCCCUCCACUCACAGGGAAGUGCCUAAAGGUCAAAGGUCAAGGGACUUUGGAACUGUGGAUUUUUUUUUUUUUUUUUUUAAAGGCGUAACAAUGACACACCAGCACUGAUCCAUGCUCUGAACAAGUGCACACAUUUCUUGCAUCACACACUGUGUGUGUGUGUGUGUGUGUGUGUGUGUGUGUAAAGUAUUUGCACCUUUUGUCUUGUGUGUUUACUUCCAUGUAAAGGCACUGCUGUAUGCUGUUUUGCAUCGAUAAACAAAAACGAACGAGUUGUACACAAUCACCACUUCGCUUUUCAGCCUCCAUGUUUUCCAGACAUGAAAGUGUUGUUUUUUUUUAUAUUUCUUUCGCUUUUUUUUGUCAUCAUAAUUACUCUCAUUAUAGUGCGUCUCUGUCUAGACACGGAAUUUCCGUGUGCUUUCAGACGAAGCCGCCCAGCCCUUCAGAUACACGAGUCUGCCUGAAUAACAAUACCCACAAUGCACCUCUGACAGACACCAAACCCUUCUGUGAAUCCCGACCACGGUAUUCCCAGACGACGACGCAGACACACAAUGACUCGCCUCGUCCUUUGCUCUACAUUCAAACAAUCAGACCAACAAUGAAGCGACUCGUGACGGCCGGCCGCGUGCCUUAGCGCUGUCCGCCGGAACACGCCGCCAGAGGAAAUGAAUCAACCGAGUUUGUGACGGAAACUGUUAAUAUUUACGUCUAAUAAAAAUCGAGGACAGUGAUCGUUCACCGCCUGUUAAAGGAGCGCUCUGUCAUUUUGUUCGCCUUCAUCUUUACCAUCUGUCUGUGUGUGUGUUGGGGGGAGAAGUGCACAAUAGGCCACACCCACUUUGAACAUAGAAUUUUUAAUUUUUUUUUUUUGGCGAAUAUAUAUCAAGACCAAAAAGCAGGUCUGAGUAAUUUCUGGGCCAGAAAAAGUGCCAACAUCCUCUUUAGCUGCUGAGAGGAAACAAACAAACAAACAGACAAGCCACGCCCACUUUUAUACCUGUAAUUCUUUUUCAUUGUGUUUUUUUGUGGACGUGUGUGAUCUAUAUUCAGACAAAAGGGGCGGGGCUAAUUUCUACAGCAAAAAAAAUGCAAAUUAGUACAAAGAGUCUCUGUUCCUCUGUAGUGGGAGGGUCGCUAAUGUCGCUAAUAACAUGAUUAGGUGUUACGUUCAUGCUAAUCAUCAGCACAUUGGGUCCUAAAAGUUUACAUUGAGAGCACAAAAUCAACGCUAGGUUCUGACCUUCAGAGUAAAAGAAAGCUUACCUCGCUACACACACACACGGUGCUAACAAGUGAGGCUAAUGAUCACUGAAAGCCAGUGGACACCGAUUAGCAUUGUAUCAUUCAGUUAUUGCAUCAUUUCUGUGUUUGUGUGUGUAUGUAAACUUUUGUCAAAACUGAAUGAACCAAAGACAUUAAAACAAUGUGGAAUGCUGUCAAGACGUUCAAA
Molecule: messenger RNA, 5725 nt
Organism: Hemibagrus wyckioides
Lineage: Eukaryota; Metazoa; Chordata; Actinopteri; Siluriformes; Bagridae
Gene: tbc1d1
Product: TBC1 (tre-2/USP6, BUB2, cdc16) domain family, member 1
Exons: 24
Coding region: 252-4091 (1279 amino acids)
Source: RefSeq, a predicted model, not a curated record